Pecten maximus is the source of this 4617-nucleotide messenger RNA. RefSeq lists its product as uncharacterized. Bases 264 to 2972 code for a protein of 902 amino acids. The transcript has 14 exons. The record is from RefSeq and is a predicted model, not a curated record. NCBI's taxonomy places the organism in Eukaryota, Metazoa, Mollusca, Bivalvia, Pectinida, Pectinidae.
AUCCUAUAUUGAGUUCUCUGCCUAAUGUCUCCUAAAGAAUGACGACACAAUUUUACAAUACAACGUUUGCAGUGUGCAUUGAAGAAAGUGUGUACACAACAAAUAUAGGUCGGGACCCCAGUACAUAACGACGAAUGGAUUUAUAUUGAGGUAUAUUUUAUCGCUUUUCAACAUGUGUGUGGCAGCUUGUACGGGGGAGUGAAAGGGAACAGCCAUAAUACUUUCGUUGGUGUGUGGAUUACCUGGGCUGCAGCAGGUGAAGCAUGUUUCACCUAGAAUAUCCACAAUUCCGUGGAUUUUUUACCUGGGAUGAACAAGGGUGCCUUGCCAGAGCCUUAGGGUUUCCUAUUGACCUGUUCAAAGACAACUUGGCAGAUGAAAUUGAACAAGAAGAACAUGGACUUUGUAUUAAGGAAGUGUAUAAAAUGUUGGAUAAUCGGCUUCUGGAGCGAGCUGUUCAUCGAACACAGAACCUUCAUACAGCAGAGUGGAACAUGAAUGCCAUUCGAAAGGCUGUGGCCCUGCUUGACCACCGAGCUAUUUCGUUUGAAGAUUUGUACAACACACGAAUAGCCUACCAAGCAUAUGAGGGUUUUGAUAUGAUGGGCCUUCAUCUGGAGAAACAGACUCUACUCAACACCCUCAAGAUGUGUGGUCGAAGUAUUGCUCCAAUGAAGCUACUUAACAGGGUGAAGCAUAUGACCCACCUGUUGGAGGAGAGAGGCCGCAUCCAGCUCUACGAGUUUCUAGAUCUAGUCAUGUGGUGUGGAAACUAUGAAAACUACUCACCUGAAGAUAUUGCAUUUCCAUCUGGAAAAGACAGAGAUCUUUUCAAGCUUGUGGACUUUGAGAAGCUUCUUUCCCACCAUGAUGAACGCCUUGCAGAAAAGUUGAAUAAUGAGUACCUCCUUGAGGAAUGGGACUUUGGUAAAGAACAUCUUGGAAGUAGCCAUAUGUUUAAAGAUCCUCCGGUGAGGUGUGCUGAAGAUCGUAUCAACAUGAUACAGGAUAGCAGUUUGUCGGACCUCUUCCAUGAAUGGACACAUCAGACACGACGACAGAAGCGACUGUACCGUCACCUUAAGUCAGAGGUGAACAAUUCUCAGCGAGGGGUGUACCGCGCUAAGGCAGGCUAUAUUCGUGAACGUCCUCUCACUGCGCCAGAUCUAUCAAUGUAUAGACCCAAGGAUACAUCUCCAGCCGCCAUCAAUUUCUCGGCCCAAACAGCCUACCAGAUGAUCCAGGAUAAAGUCAAAUCAGGCAGACCAGGUGAUACUGCGAUGACUGAUACAUCAGAUCGCCCUCUGUAUGUGGAGGCCGAGCCUGUGGAGAAACCUUGUGGGAUUACUGAAGACGAUCUCCAUGACGCACAAAAAAAGUUUGAAGUUUUACAGUUUGACAUGGAAACCAUUGACGGCAGAUUCCAGAUCAUGAAGGAUGAUACAAUGGAUGUGUACUACCCUGGUCAUAAACAGAGACACCAAGAAGAUGCUAAUGUGCCCAAGCCUCGACCAAAGUCUGAAAUACCUAAAUCAUGUAAGAAAGAGGAGAUAAAGAAAGAGCGGCCGAAAUCCGAGUCUCAUCUGUUACAUCUACGACAGACGGAACAUUCCGCCACCAAGUCAGCCCACUCCGACUCAAGUGUCUGCCACACCAAGCUGUCUGCUGCAAGAUUCAGAAUACAGCAUGAAAUGAAGGCAAAAAGAAGUAAUCACAGUGUGAAAACAUCUUUGUCGUGUCAGGGACGUCUUCAGGAAAAUACUUCCAAGAUGGCUGCAAUGCAAAAGGUCAAAGGUGACUUCACCGAUCAACCCACAGACAAGCUGACUGGAGAGAUGACAGUUCACGAGUCACGUCCCUCUACCGCUCCAGUCAAAAUCAACUCUGAUUCCAAUAACAAUGCUAGCGAGUCAAAGGAGUUUACAGCAGCAGAGAAAGAUCUGAGUCCUGCAGAGUCUUGUAAGACUGAUCUGAGUAGUGCAGAGUCUUGUAGAACUGUGGACACAGGAUACUCAAGUUUUGAUGACAGGAGUUCAACUUCAAGCACAAAGGAUUUAACCAGUUUAAAAUCUAAAAGAGAAAAGGUGAAUACCUCGGCCAUUGGUUUUAAAGCUGAGUCAGACUCUAAAAAAUAUUCUCCGCGCCAUAGUCAUUCAGCUACCUCAAGUAGGAAAAGUAGUACCAAAAAUGACAGUCAGUUGAAGAAGGCUACAAUUGAAAUAGUUCCUCACAUGGAGCAUAGCAAGCCUCGCCCUGUCAGUGUUGGGGGGAUGGGGACCAUAUCUUUACUGGAAAAUAUCUCGGAGGUGCGAUACUGGGAGGACGUUUACAACGUAGAGGAUGAAUCUGGCACCGAUGACCGUGACACUCCUACAUCUAUAGACAGCGGAAUAGGUCGUCGCCAAAGUUACGAACUCCAGUCUAGUCUUUCUCUUCUUAAACAACGACUCAGCGAACAGACACUUCUUACCAAGUCAAAGACCAAACAGGCGAAGAAGAAACCAAAUCAAGAUCAAGUUUCGUGUGAUAUGCUUGAAAAAGAAUUGAGAAUCAAAAGACAAAGACGAUCACAACAGCCCAGCUUUAAUAGAACAAAUCAGAAUCUAGUCCAAAACAGUAGCUCAGAAUCCUCGGUCAGAAAUGGAAGUUCCUCAAAGUCUAGAGGUGAGAUAGGGGGUCGGCAGACUGUCAAAUCUGGUGAUAGGAAGGUUCCGUCUACCCAAAACAAAUCCACAGUCCCUCAGUCUAACCGCAAACCUUCAGUCUCUAACCAAAUGUCAUCACUCCCUAACCAGAAGUCUGGUGACAAAAGGGAGACUUAUUAUUAUUCAAACAAUGUAAAAAAUUCAAGAGAGGAUGACAAGAUGUCAAAUGUGAUGAAUAAAAAUCCCAAAGUUGGACGUCUUGUGAAGCGAGGUGAGGGCUUGCUCUCCACAGAUCUGAUGAAGAAAUUGAUCUCAACUUUAGCCUAAAGUUUUUAGUCAUAGCUUUGACAGUAACAUACAUGAUAUAUCUUUGUCUUUGGAUAUCUGGACUGAUUUAUUGUCAGUCAAAAGUAUAUUUGAUCAUUUUUUGAAGAAUUAUCAGCUUUACAAAUCUGGGAGUGACUUUGUAAUCUUUUGUGUAAUUGUAAAUGUAUGAAGGGAUAUUCAUUAGGUUAGUUUUCCCAACAUAGUACAGAAACAUUCACUGGGGUAUCAGUAUCAGACACCAUGUGUUGAGUGCUUGUUCAAUCUGGGCUCGGCAAGUGCUUGUUCAAAUCUGGGCUCAUCAAGUGCUUGUUCAACUCUGGGCUCGGCAAGUGCUUGUUCAACUCUAGGUUCAUCAAGUGCUUGUUCAACUCUAGGUUCAUCAAGUGCUUGUUCAAAUCUAGGUUCAUCAACUGCUUGUUCAAAUCUAGGUUCAUCAAGUGCUUGUUCAAAACUGGGCUCAUCAUCAGGUGCUUGUUCAACUCGAGGUUCAUCAAGUGCUUGUUCGACUCUAGGUUCAUCAAGUGCUUGUUCAACUCUAGGUUCAUCAAGUGCUUUUUGAAAUCUGAGCUCAUCAUCAAGUGCUUGUUCAACUCUAGGUUAAUCAAGUGCUUGUUCAACUUCAGGUUAAUCAAGUGCUUGUUCAACUCUAGGUUCAUCAAGUGCUUUUUGAAAUCUGGGCUCAUCAUCAAGUGCUUGUUCAACUCUAGGUUCAUCAAGUGCUUGUUCAACUCUAGGUUCAUCAAGUGCUUUUUUAAUUGUUCAACUCUGGGCUUAUCAAAUGCAUGUGCUUGUAAACGCUUGGGCUCAUCAAUGCUUGUUAUAUCAUCCUUUCAGUGAAAAUGUCCGGUAUAUGACAUUGUUUCUUCAUCAGAUUUUAAAUACUGAUGUGUUUUUAGUCAGUUGAAUGUCGUCAAAAUGUUAAUUAUUAAGGAAAAGUUUGGGAAUGUUAGUUAUUGAUUGUAUUAAUGUUAUAUUAUUUGUGAUGAAUUUGUUGAUUAUGUUUGUCAAAAACUACCAACAACAUUCUAAUCAUUCCAACCUAUAGGUACUUCACUCAAUAUAGAGCACAGGUUUUUAAACUGUUAUCAGGAGACACUGAAGCAGAAACUUACCAUUUCAUCAACUCUUAGAGGAUCAUGUUUGAAAUUCUUUGUUAUUUAGUUCCGCUUUCAUUUCCUACUUUAAAUAUAGUAUAAACCCAACAACAAACAUAUGCAUUCGUUUUCAAAUCUGAAAUUCUGCUUGUCAUACAUUGACUUAAUCAAACAAUCCGGGGACCAUGAUAUAAUGUAUACUCCAAUAUACAGGUAACUUCCAAUUGAUUUCUGAACAACUAUUUUGCCCUUGAUAAUUUUUUCCACAAUUAUCUGUUCCAGAGUAAUGAUUUGAUUACUUGAACCAUAAGAAAUCAUCCAGAAUGUAAAGUAGACCUCUUGUAAUUUAAAUGAGGAUUAAAACACAUCUUUUUUUAAUGUAUAUGACAUUAACUCAUGGUAAAGAGAAGUGUUUUUCCUAUACCAUCAUAAAUGAUGCCUUUCAAAGCUUAGACCAUGACCUGUGUUUGUGUAAUAUCAUAGUGUUUGUGUAAUAUCAUAGUGUUUGUGUAAUAUCAUAGUGUUUGUGUAAUAUCAUAGUGUUUGUGUAA